AUUAUUGAUAUAAAUUUUUAAACAGGAAAUUAAAUUUAUUUUCGAGAGAUCGGAAGGAUAUUUAAAUCUCAUCAACUCAUCAGUUGUAAUGUCAAAAAAAAGUUACAGUUCAAAAAUGAAGACGACAGUUUCAUUACUUUUUUUAAUUAUUGUCACUUUGACAUUCGAAAAUUCUAAUUGUAACUGCCUUAACCGUAUUAGUCUUGAUUGUAAGAAAGUGCCUCAAAAAUCAAAUGAUUUUAUACAACAUCAUUCAAGUGAGUUGGAUUUUGAUUGUCCUGCAAGAAGAAAUGCAAUUAUAAUUACAAGUCCAAAAUUACAACGUUCGUUAAAAUAUUAUAAUAAUCGUAAAUCAAAAUCUAAAAAACUUUGUUCUCGAUAUGAAUGUCGUAUAAAAAAUUGCAAAAAAACAUGUACGAAUAUAAAUACAAGUGGUCCUACUGAUUUUAAAUUAAUUGACUCAUUUACUAUUUCAUCAGAUGAAAACGACAAUCCUACACCAGAUUUUGUUGAAUUCGAUGAAAAUUUUCAACCAUCCCAGUGUCAUUAUGAUGAACCUCAUCCUCAACAUUAUUACGAUGAGAUCAAUGAUUCUAUUCGAAGUUUUGACGAAUUUGAAAAACCUCAACAUCAUUAUGAUGAGAUCAAUGAUUCAAUUCCAAGUUUUGACGAGUUUGAAGAACCUCAACAUCAUUAUGAUGAGAUCAAUGAUUCAAUUCCAAGUUUUGACGAGUUUGAAGAACCUCAACAUCAUUAUGAUGAGAUCAAUGAUUCAAUUCCAAGUUUUGACGAGUUUGAAGAACCUCAACAUCAUUAUGAUGAAAUCAAUGAUUCUAUUCAAAGUUUUGAUGAAAAUGAUGAACCCCAGAAUCUUUACUAUGUGAUCAAUGAUUCCAUUCCAAGUUUUGAUGAAUAUGCUGAGAGUUGGUAGCAGUGGAAAAAUAUUACAUUUAAUGACGAUUUAGUCAUCAUUGACUAAAUGACUAAUAUAAAAAAAAAUUACAUUGUAAUAUACUUCUAAUAAAAACUAUAUAUAAAUAAAAUAAUAAAUAUAAUUUUUAUA
This is a messenger RNA of Leptopilina boulardi, 1063 nucleotides long. RefSeq lists its product as uncharacterized. The record is from RefSeq and is a predicted model, not a curated record. Bases 89 to 931 code for a protein of 280 amino acids. The transcript has 9 exons. Lineage: Eukaryota; Metazoa; Arthropoda; Insecta; Hymenoptera; Figitidae.